UCUGACAGCUGUCUUGAUUGAGCAGCCGAGUGGAGUUCUGCUUGCUUUUGGUUUUCGGACUCUUUAGUUUGUUGUCGCGGAGUUGUGACGCUAAAAAUAAAUGUGUAGUAAUGGAAUUUUCGGUAUUACAAGGAAAUGUGUGUAGAAAUAAAAAACAUUUCAAAGUAAAUGCAGAUAAUACACCAAGAAACGGGAGUGGCUAUCUUUUUUUUAAAUCGUGUAAAGUGUUCUCAUCUGGGUACAUACAUAUGUUUGUAAAUACAUGUGUCCAUACAUACGCCUCCAUCUAAAAAAAAAUGUUAGAAAAUAUUUACACUAGCGUUUGUAAAUUAAAAUCCGUAUAGAUACUUCGUGUAUAUAUACAUUUUGGCACACUCUAUGUACAUACAUAUGUACAUAUAUGUGGAAAGGGAAAAAAUUAAAUCUUUUGUGUUUGAAGUGAUUUUUGCAUCUCAAAGUGAAUUUGGUAGAACAAUCGCUAUCCGCACCUUACGUUAACUUACAUCAAUUACUUAGCUCUAGAGUGGAGCGUAGUUUUUAGAAAGUCAAUGUCCAAAUCAAAGGAUUCAACUACAGUUUCGUUACUCACCGGAGCUUCCUUGGAUAGCGCCAGCAGGACACGCGCUCAACAACGAUUCAGCCUAACAACAAAGCGGCGAAAAAUGUCACGCCGUGCCAAUCUUAUAGGUAUUUGUGGCGUUAGCAGUCUCUGCAUAUUGCUGCUGAUAGCGACAACCCAACAUCGACCUGCCUCUAUGACCAUAUCUAACGGCAUGGCCGUUGGCGUUGGUGACAUAUCAGGCGUACAAACAGGUUAUGUCGAUCGGCAUCAUGUGGGCACUGCGAGCGUGGCAUAUAAUAUGACUGCUACAAUAGCGGAUGUCCUGGCGGCGCAACGCACGAAGAUUCUUACUGAAAUGGAAAACUUCGAGUAUCCACAGGGACGUUUCGGUGUGGAUGCAGAAAAGUUAUCCGACAUGACACCUGAGACAAAUGGUACGCCAGUACGUAGCGUCAUCAUAACAACUUGGCGUUCGGGCUCUACAUUCUUGGGCGACAUAUUAAAUGCCAUGCCAGGGAACUAUUACCAUUACGAGCCGUUACUAUCGUUUGGAAUUAAUCAAGUGCGCGAUACGUCAGAAGGAAUCGAAGCGUUGCGUAUGUUACGACAGUUGCUCUACUGCAAUUAUACAGAUAUGCAGGAAUAUCUUGAUUACGGCAAACAGCAUUCGUAUCUAUUUGAGCAUAAUGAACGUUUGUGGAGUGUGUGCAAAGAGUUUCCACACUUUUGUUGGCAACCGAAAUUUCUUACACCCAUGUGUAAACUCUUCCCGAUGCAGAGCAUGAAGGUUGUACGACUACGAUUGUCACUGGCGAAAGCAUUACUUGAUGACAAUAGCUUGAAUGUAAGAAUGAUUUUGUUGGUACGCGAUCCACGUGGCACAAUGCAGUCGCGUAAGCAUCGCGAUUGGUGUGCUGGCAACAUAGAUUGUGAAAAUCCACAUUACGUGUGUCAAGAUUUAGUGGCCGAUUAUCAUGCUGCUGUGGAACUGCUAAAGGAGCAUUCAUCACGUUUCAGAACUUUGCGCUAUGAAGAUCUCUCUCUGAAUACGUACGAUAUGACCCAAGAGGUGCUACAAUUCUACGGACUCCCAUUCGAUCCUCUCGUUGAAGAAUUUCUCGAUACGCAUACAAAAGUAAAUAUUGGUGGAGUUAGCUCGACGUAUCGGGACUCCAAAUCUGCACCAUUUCAUUGGAAACAAGACCUGCGAGUGGACGAGAUCCAAUACAUACAAAAUAAUUGUGAAGAAGCAAUGCAUUUAUGGGGUUAUCGUAAGAUUGAAAAUUUUACAAAUUUCCAACAAGCAACUUUCGAUCCAAUUGUAUUACCGCCACCGUUUUCGUGAAGUGCUCUCAAUAAUGUUGUAGAUUUAAAUUGUUUUACAUUUUCUCAAGCUUAAAUGCUUUGUUUCCUAAUCCUAAUUUUUAUUUUACUCGCUUAUAUUAUGUUUUCAUACCAAUUUGUUGUGAUAUAUCGAAGAAGUUAAACAUACAUACAUACAUAUUAUAAUUGUAUGUAAAAAAAUGCUACUAAGCGGACGUUCACAAAUUAAUUUAUGAGUAUGUCAGCGAAAGUAAGGAUGUAUUGUAUUUGUAAUUAUUAAUGAGUA
This is a messenger RNA of Rhagoletis pomonella (apple maggot), 2171 nucleotides long. Its product is annotated as carbohydrate sulfotransferase 4. Gene Ontology annotation, molecular function: N-acetylglucosamine 6-O-sulfotransferase activity. The transcript is spliced from 4 exons. Gene Ontology annotation, biological process: N-acetylglucosamine metabolic process; sulfur compound metabolic process. The coding region runs from base 549 to 1907 and encodes 452 amino acids. Lineage: Eukaryota; Metazoa; Arthropoda; Insecta; Diptera; Tephritidae. The record is from RefSeq and is a predicted model, not a curated record.